AUUUAUAAAAUACAUAGAUACUUCCUCAUCCGCGAGUCCGUCGUCUUUCGCGACAUGUUCUCCGUGCCUCAAGGCGAGAUCGAGACUGUAGAGGGGCAAUCCGAUGAGAACCCGAUCAUGGUCGCAGAUACGACCAGAGCGGAGUUCGAUAGCCUUCUGCGAUUCCUAUACUUUGGGUACGAUUAUAAACCACCCAUCGAGGACUGGAUAUCACUUCUCUCCAUAUCGUCGAGGUUCCUUUGUGACCUCAUCCGACAACGCGCAAUCGAUGAACUCACUUCACGAAGGAAGCGCUCAGGCGGCGUUACCCCUAUAAAGCAAGUCGUCCUUUCUGUCAAGUACGACAUCGAGUCAUGGCUCGAGCCCGCUUGUGCCAAUCUCGUCCGUGAGAGCCAAACAUUAUCUCGCGAGGACGCGGCCCAACUGCCGAUGGAGAUCGUCUUGUUACUCCUACGGUCACGAGAGGUAUUUUAUUCUCGCGAAAAUAUUCCCUGCAAAACAUGCUCUGUACCCCUUGGGUCUUUGAACACCCCUACCUCAUCGGCGUGGCCAGGAGCCUCGAGUACUGGGGGAACAGGUGGGUUUGGUGGAUUCGGCCGGGCAGCCCCGCCUGAUCCAGUACCAAGACGUACACCCGAGGAUAUCAUUUCAGAGCAGAUGCGGCUUCUGAACAUCAAUCAGAAGACGAACUCCAGCAGUGACCCGGUGACGCUUGUAAGUCUCUUAGGUGAUCCUUUGUACCUGGUCAGUUUCCUCACCAAAGCUGAAGACUCUUUACAUUCUUGCAGGGAUGAGCGCCUUGCUUCCGUUUUCGGAGGAAGCUCUAACUCCAUAUUCGCUAUGUGCUCUGCUUGGACUUCUGUGCAUACAUAUCCCUCGUUGAGUUUCAAUAUAUUCGUUGACUGCUUGAAGUCAACGAUCGUCGCCCUUUGGCUGGAGUAG
Messenger RNA from Stereum hirsutum FP-91666 SS1, 942 nucleotides. RefSeq lists its product as uncharacterized. The record is from RefSeq and is a predicted model, not a curated record. The annotation marks the transcript as partial. NCBI's taxonomy places the organism in Eukaryota, Fungi, Basidiomycota, Agaricomycetes, Russulales, Stereaceae. The transcript is spliced from 2 exons. Gene Ontology annotation, molecular function: protein binding.